CUUUUACAUCAAUUUUUUAUUUUCAAAUUUUAAAACAUUUACAAUUUAUUUCCACCAUGCGAAAUAAAGAUAACGUACCUAACAUACACCAUUUCAUAUCCAAGCAGGACUACAAGGGCUCGCAGUGCACUUUCAAGGGACAUGCGUUGUUUUCUCGCAGAACUUCAAACUGCUCCGGCCGAAAAUUGCUUAUCCAUCCACCAUCACCAUCCAUCCAGCAGUCUCUUUCGGUUCGUUGGGAAAGCUGCGCGUUCCCUCAGUAGCGGUGUUUCGCCGGAGCUUUCUCGCUGCAAACGAAACGUGCUUGGUCGCUGGCGCUCCACCGGCGGGCCUUGGGGCUUCCACUUUCGGGGCACUCGACAGCGUCGCUUCGCAAAAGCGCCGAGGCGCUCCUGGCAUGUUUGUGUUCGAGGUGAUGUGAUUGCGGAGUACUCGAUCCGAGUGAUUGUGGAUUUUUAUUUAGCCGAUUGAUCAGCGAGUUCGAUGAGAUGCGAGCAGCGGUGAAGUAGAAGAUGAGGCCGGCUGCUUCUUUGAUUUUGAUGGUUUUCGUUUUGCAAAGGAUCAGCAGUGGCAAAAGUUUAAAAGGAAUGCGUUUAAAUGUUCCGCGAGCAGUACGCGCAGGACAUUCGGUCACGCUGGGCUGCGAGUACGAUCUGGAGGACGCGCCUCUGUACUCCGUGAAAUGGUACCGGGAUAACGGGGAAUUCUACAGAUAUGUCCCCAAAGAGGAGCCUCCGACGCGCGUCUUCCCUCUGCCCGGAUUACACGUGGACGUGAGCGUUUCCAAUGCACACAAUGUAACCCUAAUGUCCGUUGGAAGAAACAUCUCCGGUUUAUUUCAAUGCGAAGUGUCAGCCGAUGCCCCGCUUUUCCACACUCAAAUGAUGUCUUCUCCCAUGACAGUGGCAGUGGUUCCCGUAGGAGUGCCCACGGUGAGCGUGGAUAAGGCCGGCUUGGAGCACGGCAGGCCGUUGAUAGCCGAUUGCAACGCGCCCCCUUCCUAUCCGGCAUCGAACAUCACCCUGUACGUCAACGAUGAAAGGGUGCCGGCCUACACGUCGGAAUGGAUCACCUCGGUGGAGGAUCACUUAGAGAGGAAAACCGGGCGGUUAGAGCUGUCGGGCGUCGGCGGCAGCUGGGGCACAUUGAGGCUACGUUGCGAAGCCACGUUAUUUAGAUUGUACCGUGCCUAUAGCUUAGAAGUCGAAGUCCGCCCGGACACGCCCCAACCAGCCUCAGUACUACUGGGACCAAGUAAUAAAGGUGAAAAAAGCGCCGCGUCGACGAAUCGACUUUUCUACCUACUUUUGUCGCUGAUAGCGGUGAGGAGCCGGAGGUGCUAGUCGAAUCGGAUUUGUCGCUAAACAAAUAUAGUUCAAUAAUCAAAUGAAAAAAAUUAAAAAAAACGUGUUUUUGCGCGUCGUGAAAUAUGUGUUUUAUAAUUGAAUCCUAGCGUUUCGGGACUGUGUAAUAUAAAAGUGAAUCGAAUCAAAAUAGUGGAAUCUUUUACGCGAAAAUGUGGAAAUUUCGCUUACGCCCGUAUUCACAAGUUUCGUAUAAUCAAACAGUUUUGUAACCAACCGAUUGUAUAUUACCGAUCGUUAUAUUUCAAUCGGUAUUCAAAAGUCGAUAAAACCAAUUGGUUACAAAACUAAUUUGUAAAUAUGGCAACGUUGAUUAUUUGAAUCGUUUGAACCGGUAGAAGUAUCAAAUUAACCGGUUGGUUAAAUUUGAUAUAAACAACCGGUAAUGUUAUAAUCGACAGUUCUGAAUACGGGCAUUAAUGUUUAUAAAGAAAAUAACGAAUUUUACCGGUGAUCAUGCUAACAAAAGCGACAUCGAACGAUUUUUUAAUCUCCAAAAUUAAUU
Phyllotreta striolata is the source of this 1869-nucleotide messenger RNA. The record is from the annotation of a GenBank genome assembly. Lineage: Eukaryota; Metazoa; Arthropoda; Insecta; Coleoptera; Chrysomelidae.